CUUUUCUUUUUUUUCUUUUUUUCUUUAUACAUAUCAAAAAAGAAACCCAAAAUAAACAUGGCUGAUUCUGAAAGCAAACAUCAACUUUUACCUAACGCUGGUGUAAGUGACCAACCUGAAGUGGAUCCCAAUCAUGAUCCUGCCACAGCCAUCCUACGACGCAAAUCUUCUCCCAACAAGUUGAUGGUAGAUGACGCAACUAACGAUGACAAUUCUGUUAUCACUUUGUCUACAGCUACUAUGGAAACCUUACAAUUAUUUAGAGGCGAUACUGUGAUUGUUAAAGGAAAGAAGCGACGGGAUACUGUUCUUAUUGUAUUGGCUGAUGACGAUGUAGAAGAUAAUAAAGCAAGAAUUAAUAAAGUUGUACGUAACAAUUUACGUCUUCGAUUAGGUGAUGUGAUCAGCAUUCACCCUUGUCCUGAUAUCAAGUAUGGCAAACGUAUCCAUGUCUUACCUAUUGAUGAUACUGUGGAAGGAUUAACUGGAAACUUAUUUGAAACUUAUCUCAAGCCUUACUUUUUGGAAGCUUAUCGUCCUGUACGUAAAGGGGAUCUAUUCCUUGUUAGAGGUGGUAUGCGUGCUGUGGAAUUCAAAGUAGUCGAAACUGAUCCAGAACCUUAUUGUAUUGUUGCUCAAGAUACUGUGAUUCAUUGUGAAGGUGAACCUAUCAAACGAGAGGAUGAAGAACAAAAUUUGAAUGAAGUUGGAUAUGAUGAUAUUGGUGGUUGUCGCAAACAAAUGGCUCAAAUUCGUGAAUUGGUUGAAUUACCUCUUCGUCAUCCUCAACUUUUCAAGUCCAUUGGUAUUAAACCUCCUCGAGGUAUUCUCAUGUAUGGUCCUCCUGGUACUGGUAAGACUUUGAUUGCCCGUGCUGUGGCCAAUGAAACUGGUGCUUUCUUUUUCUUAAUCAAUGGUCCCGAAAUCAUGUCCAAGAUGGCUGGUGAAUCUGAAAGUAAUCUUCGAAAAGCCUUUGAAGAAGCUGAAGCCAAUGCUCCUGCCAUUAUCUUUAUUGAUGAAAUUGAUGCUAUUGCUCCCAAACGUGAAAAGACAAAUGGUGAAGUGGAACGACGUGUGGUCUCACAAUUAUUGACUUUGAUGGAUGGUAUGAAGGCUCGAUCCAAUGUAGUAGUGAUUGCUGCUACCAAUCGUCCCAAUUCUAUUGAUCCUGCUUUACGUCGAUUUGGUCGAUUUGAUCGUGAAGUUGAUAUUGGUAUCCCUGAUCCUACUGGUCGUUUGGAAAUCUUACGUAUUCAUACCAAGAAUAUGAAAUUGGAUGAUGAUGUCGAUCUUGAACAAAUUGCUUCAGAAACUCACGGUUUUGUUGGUGCUGAUAUGGCUUCCUUGUGUUCAGAAGCUGCUAUGCAACAAAUUCGUGAAAAGAUGGAUCUUAUUGAUUUGGAAGAAGAAACUAUUGAUGCUGAAGUCUUGGAUAGCUUGGCCGUAACUAUGGAAAACUUUAGAUAUUCUCUUGGUGUAUCCAAUCCUUCUGCUCUUCGCGAAACCGUUGUGGAAGUGCCUACAGUCAAGUGGAACGAUAUUGGUGGUUUGGAAAAUGUCAAGUUAGAAUUACAAGAAACAGUCCAAUACCCUGUAGAACACCCUGAAAAGUUUUUGAAGUUUGGUAUGAAUCCUUCCAAGGGUGUAUUGUUCUAUGGUCCUCCUGGUACUGGUAAAACCAUGUUGGCUAAAGCUAUUGCCAAUGAAUGUCAAGCCAACUUUAUCUCUAUUAAGGGUCCUGAAUUAUUGACCAUGUGGUUUGGUGAAUCUGAAGCCAAUGUACGUGAUGUGUUUGACAAAGCUCGUGCUGCUGCUCCUUGUGUGAUGUUCUUUGAUGAAUUGGAUUCUAUUGCCAAAGCUCGUGGUGGAUCUAUGGGUGAUGCUGGUGGUGCUGGUGAUCGUGUCCUCAACCAGAUUUUGACUGAAAUGGACGGUAUGAAUGCUAAAAAGAAUGUAUUUGUGAUCGGUGCUACCAACCGACCUGAUCAAAUCGAUCCUGCUUUACUUCGUCCUGGUCGUUUGGAUCAAUUGAUCUAUAUUCCUCUUCCUGAUGAAACUUCUCGUCUUUCUAUCUUGAAGGCUCAAUUACGUAAGUCUCCUGUGGCUCCUGAUGUCGACCUUGGAUUGAUGGCUAAACAUACCAAUGGAUUCUCUGGUGCCGAUCUUUCUGAAAUUUGUCAACGGGCCGCCAAGCUUGCUAUUCGUGAAGAUAUUGAAAAGGAUAUUGCUAGAGAACGAGAACGCAAAGCCAAGCAAGAAGCUGGUGAAGAUGUAGACAUGAUGGAAGAUGAAGAUAACGACGAAGAUCUUCAUGCUGAAAUUACAAGAGCCCACUUCGAAGAAGCUAUGCGAUUUGCUCGUCGUUCAGUUAAUGACAGUGAUAUUCGUCGAUAUGAAAUGUUUGCUCAAAACUUACAACAACAACGAGGUUUUGGUACAUUCAAGUUCCCUGAAAGUGAAGGUGGUGCUGCUCAAGAAGGUACUGUUGAUAACAGCGCUUCUGGAUUUGGUCAAGAAGCUGGUGAUGAUGAUUUAUAUGCUUAAAUAGUCAGAUAUUAAACAAAUUUUAGUGAAUCAAAUCAAAUAAAAAGUCUAAUCUACUCAUAC
Messenger RNA from Halteromyces radiatus, 2607 nucleotides. Its product is annotated as transitional endoplasmic reticulum ATPase. Gene Ontology annotation, biological process: autophagosome maturation; retrograde protein transport, ER to cytosol; mitotic spindle disassembly. Gene Ontology annotation, molecular function: polyubiquitin modification-dependent protein binding; ATP binding; ATP hydrolysis activity. NCBI's taxonomy places the organism in Eukaryota, Fungi, Mucoromycota, Mucoromycetes, Mucorales, Cunninghamellaceae. The record is from RefSeq and is a predicted model, not a curated record. The coding region runs from base 58 to 2544 and encodes 828 amino acids. Gene Ontology annotation, cellular component: nucleus; cytosol; VCP-NPL4-UFD1 AAA ATPase complex. The transcript is spliced from 9 exons.